AGCCGCGGCUGCCAGACCCCGGGCGCACGCAAUUACGGGCCCGGCGCUGGCGGCUCCUGCGCGCCCCAGACCCCAGGGAGCCUAUCCAGGCAGGCGGCGGCCCUGGGUGUCGCGGCCGUGGGCCCAAGUGGACCUGGAGCCGGCGGGCAGCCCCGGGGGCAGACAGGCGACCGAGCCACAGGCCGAAGUGCUAACUGUGCAUCUUGGCAUCUCCCCUCGGCCACAGGGUUGGAAGCCCAGCGAGGCUAGAGGCCAGUCCCAAAGUCUCCAGGCAUCAGGGCUGCAGCCCAAGAGCCUCAAGGCGGCCGGGCGGGCGACUGGACGGCCGGACAGGUGAGCUCUUGACCGUCCGCAGCCUGGUAGUUUGCACUUGGCGCUCCCAACCUUGGGGCUCCGUGGAAGCCACGUCAGAGGGGCUGUGUUUGUGUCUGAACAUGCGUGUGAGUGGAGGGAAGUGGUGAGUAAUCCCGCGUCUCCCCUCUAGGUUCGAUACCCAUGGAGGAAAUAAGCAGAGGUGCCAGACAGGCCCCUGAUAGGCACCUGCAGGAUUGGGGCAGAGUGGCCGCAGCGCAGGAGCGCCGGCAAGCCUAGCCUUUCCCGGAAGGCCCCCUCUGUCCGGUUCCACCCUGGCCUGUUGCUUCACAUGCAACAAGUGUCUGAAUGUGGCUCUCUCCUGGCCGAGGGGAGCCCUGGGCAGUGAGUGGGUUGACACCCCAGCCUGCAGGGUGCCUGUGGGUCUCCACCCAGAUGGGCAGGAUUGGAGGUGGCCACAGCGCUCGUGGGCUUCCCCCUAGCAGGUGUCUCCGUGCUGGCCAGGCUCAGGGCUUCAUCCCACUCAGUGGGCCUGAUCUCCCUGGGGCACCCGGGAUGUCCAUCUGCAUUAGCUGGAGCUACUCCAUGGCCCGUGGCGUGCCACACACAGCAGCAUUUCAGUGUCAUUAGGCACAGCUGGAGGUGCAAGGAGGAGGGCAGCCUCAUGUCCAGUCCCAGUUCUAUGUAACUUGCUUCUUCUGAAUAAAGGCAAUUUGCUAACUUCCUCGCUAAAUAGGAUUUGGUUUCUAUGGCUUUCAAAGCUUAUCCAAUAAAAUACUUGCAAUAAGGGAAGUCUCUCCUCCUACACUCUCCUGAUUGAUGGUUCGGAAAUCCUCCUGCCCUCUGAGAGCUGGCAGUUUCUUGUGAAAAAGAGAAACUAAGAAGCAGUAGAACAGACCUGGUGGCUGCUUGCGUGGUUAAGAUGGUAAAUGCUAAAUGUGUGAAACUGCCUUUAUAAACCGUUUUCUCCAGCCUGGCUUGCUGGCUGCCCAUCUGGUUUGCUGUGUUGUGUCUCCAGUGGCUUUAGCUUCCAACAGGAAAUCUGUGACCCAGGAAGUAGCAAUUAAACACCUGGGAUGCUGCCUCGAGGCUGGUGUGUGCUCUGAGGUCCCGAGCAGCCCCGCCCAACAUGGACCCAGACCCCCAGGCGGGCGUGCAGGCGUCCGGCACCCCAACAUCAUCUGUGACUGCUGCAAGAAGCACGGGCUGCGGGGGAUGCGCUGGAAGUGCCGCGUGUGCCUGGACUACGACCUCUGCACGCAGUGCUACAUGCACAACAAGCACGAGCUUGCCCACGCCUUCGACCGCUACGAGACAGCCCACUCACGCCCUGUCACGCUGAGUCCCCGCCAGGGCCUCCUGAGGAUCCCACUAAGGGGCAUCUUCCAGGGCGCGAAGGUGGUGCGAGGCCCCGACUGGGAGUGGGGCUCACAGGAUGGAGGGGAAGGGAAACCAGGCCGUGUGGUGGACAUCCGUGGCUGGGAUGUGGAGACAGGCCGGAGUGUGGCCAGCGUGACGUGGGCUGAUGGUACCACGAACGUGUACCGUGUGGGCCACAAGGGCAAGGUGGACCUCAAGUGUGUGGGCGAGGCGGCAGGCGGCUUCUACUACAAGGACCACCUCCCAAGGCUUGGCAAGCCGGCCGAGCUGCAGCGCAGGGUGAGUGCUGACGGUCAGCCCUUCCAGCACGGGGACAAGGUCAAAUGUCUGCUGGACACUGACGUCCUGCGGGAGAUGCAGGAAGGCCACGGCGGCUGGAACCCCAGGAUGGCGGAGUUUAUCGGACAGACGGGCACCGUGCAUCGCAUCACGGACCGCGGGGACGUGCGCGUGCAGUUCAACCACGAGACGCGCUGGACCUUCCACCCCGGGGCGCUCACCAAGCACCACUCCUUCUGGGUGGGCGACGUGGUCCGGGUCAUCGGCGACCUUGACACGGUGAAGCGGCUGCAGGCUGGGCAUGGCGAGUGGACGGACGACAUGGCCCCUGCCCUGGGCCGCGUCGGGAAAGUGGUGAAAGUGUUUGGAGACGGGAACCUGCGUGUAGCAGUCGCUGGUCAGCGGUGGACCUUCAGCCCCUCCUGCCUGGUGGCCUACCGGCCCGAGGAGGAUGCCAACCUGGACGUGGCUGAGCGCGCCCGGGAGAACAAAAGCUCACUGAGCGUGGCCCUGGACAAGCUUCGGGCCCAGAAGAGUGACCCGGAGCACCCGGGAAGACUGGUGGUGGAGGUGGCGCUGGGUAAUAUGGCCCGGGCUCUGGACCUGCUGCGGAGGCGUCCAGAGCAGGUGGACACCAAGAACCAAGGCAGGACCGCUCUGCAAGUGGCUGCCUACCUGGGUCAGGUGGACUUGGUACGGCUGCUGCUACAAGCCAGGGCGGGCGUGGACCUGCCGGACGAUGAGGGCAACACGGCGCUGCACUAUGCGGCCCUGGGGAACCAGCCUGAGGUCGGCAGGGUGCUCCUGAAUGCUGGGUGCCGGGCAGAUGCCAUCAACAGCACCCAGAGCACAGCGCUGCACGUGGCCGUGCAGAGGGGCUUCCUGGAGGUGGUGCGGGCCCUGUGUGAGCAUGGCUGUGACGUCAACCUGCCUGAUGCCCACUCGGACACGCCCCUGCACUCCGCCAUCUCGGCGGGCACUGGCGCCAGUGGCAUCGUCGAGGUCCUCACGGAGGUGCCAAACAUCGAUGUCACCGCCACCAACAGCCAGGGUUUCACCUUGCUGCACCAUGCCUCCCUCAAAGGCCACGCGCUAGCUGUGAGAAAGAUUCUGGCUCGGGCACGGCAGCUGGUGGACGCCAAGAAGGGGGACGGCUUCACGGCGCUCCACCUGGCCGCCCUCAACAACCACCGUGAGGUGGCCCAGAUCCUCAUCCGGGAGGGCCGCUGUGACGUGAAUGUGCGCAACCGGAAGCUGCAGUCCCCGCUGCAUCUAGCCGUGCAGCAGGCCCAUGUGGGGCUGGUGCCACUGCUGGUGGACGCUGGGUGCAGUGUCAACGCCGAGGACGAGGAGGGGGACACAGCCCUGCACGUGGCGCUGCAGCGUCAUCAGCUGCUGCCCCUGGUGGCUGAUGGGGCCGGGGGGGACCCAGGGCCCUUGCAGCUGAUGUCCAGGCUACAGGCCUCGGGCCUCCCCGGCAGCGCGGAGCUGACGGUGGGCGCGGCGGUCGCCUGCUUCCUGGCGCUGGAGGGCGCCGACGUGAGCUACACCAACCACCGCGGCCGGAGCCCGCUGGACCUGGCCGCCGAGGGCCGCGUGCUCAAGGCCCUUCAAGGCUGCGCCCAGCGCUUCCGGGAGCGACAGGCGGGCGGGGGCGCGGCCCCAGGCCCCAGGCACGCGCUCGGGACCCCCAACACCGUGACGAACCUGCACGUGGGCGCCGCGCCGGGGCCCGAGGCUGCUGAGUGCCUGGUGUGCUCCGAGCUGGCGCUGCUGGUGCUGUUCUCGCCAUGCCAGCACCGCACCGUGUGCGAGGAGUGCGCGCGCAGGAUGAAGAAGUGCAUCAGGUGCCAGGUGGCCGUCAGCAAGAAGCUACGCGCAGACGGCUCUGAGGUGGCGAGCGCCGCCCCCGCCCCCGGCCCGCCGCGCCAGCUGGUGGAGGAGCUGCAGAGCCGCUACCGGCAGAUGGAGGAACGUAUCACCUGCCCCAUCUGCAUCGACAGCCACAUCCGCCUCGUGUUCCAGUGCGGCCACGGCGCAUGCGCCCCCUGCGGCUCCGCGCUCAGCGCCUGCCCGAUCUGCCGCCAGCCCAUCCGCGACCGCAUCCAGAUCUUCGUGUGAGCCGCGCCGCCCGCCACGCCCGAGCUGCCUUCGCGAGCCCCCGCCCUGUGUUUUAUAAAAAGAUUCUCGGA
This is a messenger RNA of Cercocebus atys (sooty mangabey), 4163 nucleotides long. RefSeq names its product mindbomb E3 ubiquitin protein ligase 2 (gene MIB2). Gene Ontology annotation, cellular component: cytoplasm. The transcript has 19 exons. Gene Ontology annotation, biological process: protein ubiquitination. NCBI's taxonomy places the organism in Eukaryota, Metazoa, Chordata, Mammalia, Primates, Cercopithecidae. Bases 1249 to 4092 code for a protein of 947 amino acids. The record is from RefSeq and is a predicted model, not a curated record. Gene Ontology annotation, molecular function: zinc ion binding; ubiquitin-protein transferase activity; protein binding.